Molecule: messenger RNA, 14796 nt
Organism: Nerophis lumbriciformis (worm pipefish)
Lineage: Eukaryota; Metazoa; Chordata; Actinopteri; Syngnathiformes; Syngnathidae
Source: RefSeq, a predicted model, not a curated record
AUGGCGGCCGCGGCCUCGGCCUCGCCGGGCUCCGGCUCGUCCACCCCCUCGGACUGGAUUGUACUCCGAGACGGUUGCCUGCGUUGCGACGAGGAGGGCCUGCGAAGCCUUUCCUACCACCCGGCCCUCAACGCUAUUCUAGCGGUCACCAGCAAAGGGGCUAUAAAAGUCAUAGACGGCACUUCUGGGGCAAUUCUCCAGGCCUCUGCGCAGCACGUUAAAGCCGGUGGCCGUGUCAGAUGUCAGUACUUUCCUACUGUGGAUAAGGUGCUUUUUGUUGACGACUAUGCAGUGGGAUGCAGGAAAGACCUAAAUGGCAUCCUCUUGCUGGACACAGCCCUCCAACCUCCAGUGACCAAACCUGAAGAUCUGGUUCAGAUGGAGCUUCCUGUCACUGAGGCCCAACAUCUGCUGUCAGCUUGUCAGGAAAAGAUCGAUAUUUCUAACACAAAGGGCUACGAGCUCUUUAUCGUACAGCUAAAAGAAGGCCUGAAGAAUACCUCACAUGAGACGGCAGCCAAUCACAAAGUAGCCAAGUGGGCGACAGUAAACUUCCAGCUUCCUCACCAUGUGCUGAAGCUGGUUGCCAGUGCCAUUGUUAGUGAGCUCAAGAAGAUCAACCAGAACAUAGCUGCCUUGUCUGUGGCCUCAUCCAUCAUGGACAGACUCUCCUACCUCUUGUCAAGUGCCCGACCCGAGCUAGGGGUGGGGCCUGGGCGCUCUGUAGAUAGAUCUUUAAUGUACAGUGAGGCCAACAGAAGGGAGACGUUUACAUCAUGGCCACAUGCUGGGUAUCGGUGGGCUCAGCCUGAUCCAAUGGCUCAGGCGGGCUUUUACCACCAGCCUGCUUCAUCAGGGGAUGACAGAGCUAUGUGCUUCACCUGCAGUGUAUGUCUGGUAUGUUGGGAACCAACGGACGAGCCGUGGUCUGAACAUGAGCGACACUCCCCCAAUUGCCCGUUUGUAAAGGGUGAGCACACACAAAAUGUUCCCUUGUCGGUCACCCUGGCGACCAGUCCUGCCCAGUUUCCCAACAGUCCUGACGGUUCAGACAAAAUUGCCUGCUACGGCUUUGGCAGCUGCCCACAGUUCCUGGCCGUGGCAACAAAGAGGGGCAAGAUCUGUAUUUGGGAUGUUUCCAAAAUGAUGAAGGUGCACUUGAAGUUUGACAUUAACCCAUAUGACCCGGCCAUUUUGAGGCAGCUGAUUAUGUGUGGCGGCGAACACGGCCAGCAAACACUGACAGAGUCUCGGAGACCCACUUUGGCCUGGCUUGAGGAGUCCUCCUCUUGCUCAGACCUGCCCAAACUGGAGGGCGAUAGCGAUGACCAGUUGGAGGAUUCAGACAGCGAUGAGCAUUCCCGGUCAGAGUCUGUAACAGGCCAUCCGUCCCAGUGGGAGAGCAUGGAUGUGAGCCUAGGAGUGACUGCACUCAGUGUGCUCCAGCAGCCAGAAAAACUCCAGUUGGAGGUGCUGGCCUGUGUGCUGGAGGACACGGUCAAAGAUCUGGAGGAACUGGGUGUGAAUCCCUCAUUGAAUCAAGCCAAGGCCAAAGCCAAGGAAAAGGUCCCCGAGCACCAUAACAUUCCUUUCCCCUGCUUGCUCGCCGGAGGUCUGCUUACGUACCGCGCGGCAGCUAGCAACUCCACAGCCAGAACCCAUCCUGCAACUCGCAGGGUGUCAGACAGUCCCUGUAGAACUCAGGGCCCUGAGCCCUUCCAAGCAGGGCCAAUCCAGGACCAAGGUCCCAUGGAAAUAGAAACGUGUAAUUCCCAGACUGCUGCCCAGGAACAUUGCUUCUCGAACUUGGUAGGUUGUCAGCCUCCGAGUCCCACUUCUGUGUCAUCUGUACACAGGACGAUACCUGUGCUGUUGCUAUACAGCAUUAGAGAGACAGAUGAGAAGACAUCAGGGCAGGUGUUUGCUCAGAUGAACAACAUCAUGAGCAAAGGUCUCCACGACGAGAGCUUCACUUUGCCACAAAUCAUCGAGAUGGAGUUCGACUCCCACGAGCAGCUGCUUCUUCAAGAUCCGCCCAUCACGUACAUUCAACAAUUUGCUGACUCUGCGCCUAAUUUGGCAGGCUUUGACGGUCAAACGGACAAAUGGAACACGUUAGCCGCCGCUACAUCGUCCUCCCCGCCUCGACCUGGAACGCUUGUACAAUGCUUGAGGUUGCCCAGACAGCUUGAAGAGGAAAAUCUUUGCGUGAGUUCAAUUACGCCUUGCUGGGACGGUGUGCACCUCCUAGUCGGGCUGCAGCCAUGCAACGCGGAAUCCAUGAGUGCGGCCAACCAAGUCGAAACCCUGAAUAAUCUCAAUCGCCUGCACUCCGCACUCUGCAGCCAGCAGAAAGGGGACACUCGACAUCCGGUCGCCAAUGGAGUGGAAGGCAACCACCAGGAGGACCCACCACCUCAGUCGACCUUCAUCCUUGCUUCAGGGGACCAAACGCAGAUUUGCCCGAGCGGCGGGGGCUAUCUUGCGCUCUAUAAGCUCAAUUACUCUACUCGUAUUGUAACCUUGGAUGACGAGCCUGUUAAGGUGCAGCAGAUAUGUCAGCCUUGCGAUGCGAUUACCUCCUUAAUACUGCUUCCUCCAGACGUGCUCGAUAGCCGGGAAGACGACAGCGAGGAGACUCCAGAGGAGGUGCCCUCUGGUUCCAAAAAUGGUACGGCACGUCAUAAAGAGACCAAGAAACAAGAGGUGGUAGGACUUGGCCACUUAGUGGUAACGACACAGGGUGGGAAUAUUAUGAUACUGGAUCUAUCAACGUUGGAAGUUCUAGCCAAGGUUGAACCCCCUAAGAAAGAAGGCGCAGUUGAAGAGAUAGACCCCUUUGUCUCUGUAACUUAUUGCUCUGGAACUGACCGCCUUUGUGCCUGCACGAAAGGUGGAGAGCUUCAUUUCCUUCAAAUUGGAGGUGUUUGUGAUGAUGUAGAUGAUGGAGAGAUGUUUAUUGAUGGCCCCAUUUCUAAGGGGGCUGAACUAUUGCUGGAGUGGGCCAGGCCUUCCUCCAACCCUUCUAGUCCUGGGAUCACAGGAGUUGAACUCCUGGUGGACCAACCGCUGUCUACAGAGAGCCUAAUGUCGUUGGUGGAGCUGACGCGCUUUGAAACGUUGACUCCCCGCUUCUCAGCCACCGUGCCUCCAUGCUGGGUGGAGGUACAGCAAGAGCAGCAGCAGCGACGCCAUCCGCAGCAUCUGCACCAACAGCACCACGGAGACGCGGCCCAGCACACUCGCACUUGGAAGCUUCAGAACGAUAGUUCCAGCUGGGAUGAGCAUGUCUUUGAGGUGGUGCUGCCUAAGGCCUGCAUGGUGGGCCAUGUUGACUUCAAGUUUGUCCUGAAUCCCAACAUUGUCAACAUUCCUCAGAUCCAGAUCACUCUAUUGAAGAAUAAAGCGCCCGGCCUGGGAAAAGUCAACGAAACCGCAGUCGAUAGACAAAUCACAUUCCCCCUCUCCAAUGCCAUCCAUGCCCAUGGGGAGAAGAAUGGUCAGCCUUCGAUGCAUGACUUCACAGAGGACAUCCAGCUUAUGGACAUAGAGGAUUCAUCAGGCUCCAUUUUGUGUCCUUUCUUAGAAGAGCACAAGGAGGACAUCUUAUGUGGACCAGUGUGGCUUGCCAGUGGACUGGAUCUCUCUGGCCAUGCUGGCAUGCUUAGCCUCACUAGUCCAAAGUUGGUAAAAGGCAUGGCUGGUGGAAAGUACCGCUCCUUCCUGGUGCAUAUCAAAGCAGCAGGGGAAAAAAACAUGGAGGAUAGCCCCCGACCUGUUGUCAGAAUGCCAAGUGCCAAACCUCAGUGUUCCAAAUCUCACUCAUUGUCCACUCUGCUGCAGAGGGCCCAGGCUUCAAAGGACAAGGUGUCUGGAGCUAAACCAGAUAGCCAAGCAUCUUCUAAAAAAGCAGAAAACAUGCGAGGCUGCGACUUGCUCCAAGAAGUGUCCGUUACAAUCAGAAGGUUCAAAAAGACGUCUAUACCCAAAGAAAGGGUGCAGCGUUGUGCAAUGCUGCAGUGUCCAGACUUCCAUGAAAAGCUGCUUGAUGCGCUUUGCCAGCGGACAGAGGGCCUUUCGACAGAACACGCUCAAGGCCUCAUCCUGGACAUCUUGUGCUGGCUGGCUGGUGUUUUUUCCAAUGGACCGUGCAGCUUACGAGAAGGAAAGGAGGCGUUGCUGUCCAAAACCAGAGUGAGGCUUAUGGAUAUUGUUGCAGUGUGUUUCUUCGAGGCCGGCCGAAGCAUCGCUCACAAGUGUGCACGCUUUCUUGCGCUUUGCAUCAGCAAUGGAAAAGGCGAUCCCAGUCAGCAAGGUUUUGUCACUACUCUUCUGAAGGCUCUGCUGGACAAUAUGCCGUACUUGCCUGCUGCUGCAACAGGCGGUUCCAUGUUCUGGUACUUUGUGUUGCUGAAUUAUGUAAAGGAAGAGGACCUGGCAGGUUGCAGCACCGCUUGCGCUUCCCUGCUCACCGCCAUCUCAAGACAGCUGCAAGACCGACUCACCCCAAUGGAGGCACUGCUGCAGACCAGGUAUGGACUAUACAGCUCCCCAUUUGAUCCCGUGCUCUUUGACCUGGAGGUCAGUGGGUCGUCUUGUAAAAAUGCCUUCAACAGCAACAUCGGGAUCCAGUCAGAUGAGAUUGAUCUCUCUGACAUUCUCUCAGGGAAUGGCAAAGUAACCAGCUGUGCAGCCGCGGAGGGAAGCUUCACAGCAUUAACGGGGCUCCUAGAGGUGGAGCCAUUGCACUUCUCUUGUAUCUCCACGAGUGACGGUACCCGAGUGGAACGUGAUGAUGCCAGCAUGUUCACUGUGAGUACAUUUGGUGUAACUCCGGCGGUCGGCGGCCUGUCAACAGGAACGGUUGGAGAGGCUUCUACGGCUCUUAGUUCUGCAGCACAAGUUGCCCUGCAAUCUCUGUCUCAUGCCAUGGUGUCGGCCGAACAACAGUUACAGGUCUUACAGGAGAAGCAACAGCAGCUGCUCAAACUGCAGCAACAGAAAGCCAAGCUUGAAGCUAAACUGCACCAGACCACAGCGGCCGCGGCCGCUUCCAGUGUGGGGCCCAUCCACAACUCAGUGCCUUCCAACUCGUCCUGCGCUCCGGGUUUCUUCAUUCAUCCCUCCGACGUCAUCCCCCCGACACCAAAAACUACACCCCUCUUCAUGACGCCUCCUCUCACGCCGCCCAACGAGGCGGUGUCCGCAGCCUUCAGCGCCGAGCUGGCUCACCUCUUCCCCGGCUCCAUGAUGGACCCCGGGCCGGUUAAUUUGGCGGCGCACAAGAACUCCCAGAAAGUCAAGCCGAACCCCAUGGGAAGUGGCUUGGCUAUAGCCAUUUCUCAGGCAUCACACUUUUUGCAGCCUCCUCCACACCAGUCUAUCAUCAUAGAGCGGAUGCAUUCUGGAGCUCGUCGAUUUGUGACGCUGGACUUCGGCCGACCCGUUCUGCUGACAGAUGCGCUCAUCCCAACCUGUAGCGACCUGGCCUCUCUGUCCAUAGACAUUUGGACACUAGGCGAGGAGGUUGAUGGCCGCAGGCUAGUGGUGGCCACGGACAUCAGUACCCACUCCCUCAUUCUACAUGACUUGCUGCCUCCACCCGUCUGCAGGUUUAUGAAGAUUACUGUGAUUGGCCGCUAUGGCAGUACUAACGCUCGGGCAAAGAUUCCACUGGGCUUUUACUAUGGUCAUACUUAUAUUUUACCUUGGGAGAGCGAACUUAAGCUGAUGCAUGAUCCUCUGCGGGGAGAAAGUGAACCUGCCAGUCAACCUGACGUGGAGCAACACUUGACCAUGAUGAUGGCAUUACAGGAAGAUAUCCAGUGCAGGUACAAUCUAGCUUGUCACAGGCUGGAGACCCUCCUUCAGAAUAUCGACCUACCGCCCCUAAACAGCGCCAACAAUGCCCAGUACUUCUUACGCAAACCAGACAAGGUCGUAGAGGAGGACCAACGUGUUUUUUCAGCCUACCAAGAUUGCAUCCAGCUUCAGUUGCAGCUUAACUUGGCUCACCACGCUGUCCAGAGAUUGCGCGUGUCACUCGGUGCCAGUCGAAAGUCGCUCCCCAAAGCUUGCUCUCAAGAGGCUAAAGACUUGGUCCACAACUCCUCCACAGAACAACUGAGAACGAUCAUACGAUACCUACUGGACACAUUGCUUAGCCUGCUGCACUCAAACAAUGGCCACUCGGUGCCAUCGGUGCUCCAGACUACCUUCCACGCAAAAGCUUGUGAGGAACUCUUCAAACACCUUUGCCUGAGCGGGACGCCGAAAAUCCGGCUUCAUGCCGGCCUGCUUUUAGUCCAGUUGUGUGGAGGAGAACGAUGGUGGGGGCAAUUCCUAUCUAACGUAUUACAGGAGCUCUACAACUCUGAACAGUUGCUCAUUUUCCCUCAGGACAGAGUUUUUAUGCUCCUGUCCUGCCUUGGCCAAAGAUCACUGAGCAACAGUGGUGUAUUGGAGGGUCUACUAAACCUCUUGGACAGCUUGCUGUCUCCUCUGCAGCAACCACAAGCUGCAACACCACACAGGACUGAAGGUGUCUUAGAUAUCCCGAUGAUUAGCUGGGUGGUGAUGCUCGUUUCCAGACUCCUGGACUAUGUCACUAGUAUAGAAGAUGAAGCUUCAGGUGGGAAGAAGCACCUCGGGGGGAAAGAGAGGGAGAGAACGUUUACAGGUAUUCAAUGGAGCUUCAUCAAUAACAGCCUUCAGUCUCAGAACACUAAUAGAUCAGCAAAAGGCAGCAGCAGCCUUGACAGACUUUAUUCCCGCAAGAUUCGCAAGCAGCUCGUCCACCACAAGCAGCAGUUAAAUCUACUGAAAGCAAAACAAAAGGCUUUAGUCGAGCAGAUUGAGAAGGAGAAAAUCCAAAGCAACAAGGGUUCCUCCUACAAACUCCUGGUGGAACAGGCCAAGCUCAAGCAAGCCACAUCCAAGCACUUUAAAGACUUAAUCCGUCUUCGGCGAACGGCUGAGUGGCCGCGCUCCACGUUAGACACGGAGUCUGCAACAGCCAAAGAAGCGCCAGAAGUUGAACCCCUGCCCUUUACUUUGUCCCACGAGCGUUGCAUCUCCGUGGCGCAAAAGUUGGCUCUCUUUCUCCUCUCAAUGGACUUCACGUGUCAUGCUGACCUGCUACUGUUUGUCUGCAAGGUUCUUGCUAGGAUAGCUAACGCCACCAGACCGACAAUCCACCUCUCUGAAGUGUUGUCCGAACACCAGUUGGAGCGUUUACUCCUUCUACUAGUUGGGACGGACUUCAAUCGAGGGGAUAUCUCCUGGGGUGGUGCUUGGGCUCAGUAUUCCCUCACCUGUAUGUUACAAGACAUCCUGGCAGGGGAACUACUGUCUCCGGGUUCAAUAGAUGUAAUGGAUGAAGUGGCUGUUGCCGAGGAGGCCGGGGCUUCAUCCUCUUCAGUCGGGGUCGACGCAGAUGAACCCUUGCCUCAGCAGACGCCGAUCCCUUUGGUGGAGAGCAUUGAUGAGACCCUCGUGCCUGAUAUCAUUGCAGGUGCUCCACCUCUGGUGUCUUUGGAAAAGGAUAAAGACAUGGACUUUGAUUUGCUACAAGACCUAAUGGAUGUUGAUAUUGAUCCUUUAGAUAUUGAUUUGGAAAAGGAUCCGCUUGCUGCCAAAGUGUUUAAGCCAAUAAGCAGCACUUGGUAUGACUACUGGGGUUCCGAUUACGGAACGUACGGUUACACUCCAUAUAUUGGAGGGGUUGGUAUCCCAGUAUCCAAACCCCCAGUUGCUGUUGAGAAGCCUGGCUCACAAGGGCUUUCUGUUUCAGUUUCACAAGCACUGGAUGCUCGAUUAGAGGUCGGCUUGGAGCAGCAGGCUGAAUUGAUGCUAAAAAUGAUGGCAACUUUACAAGCUGACUCUAUUCUACAGGCUCUCACGUCAAACUCCUCCACAGUUUGCCAGACCACCAAUGGCACAGAUGACUCUCUGUUGAGGGCACUACAUGGUGGAGGAUCUCCUCCCGGCAGCACCCUUAUUGUCCAACCUUCUUCCAUUCCCAUGCUUAGUGCUUGCUUCAACAAGCUCUUUUCCAUGCUGCAAGUCCACCAUGUGCAGUUGGAGUCCUUACUGCAGUUGUGGAUUACACUUAGUCUCAACACCAGCUCGAAUGGCAGCGAAGAUAACGGAUCAGACAUCUUCUUGUUUAACUCCAGUCGAGUACCCACCAUUCCACUCAACCAAGCUUCCAUUAACAGUUUUCUCACUGUGCUGGCGUGGUACCCCAACGCUUCCCUGAGAACUUGGUGUCUGGUGCUGCAUUCACUGACCCUGAUGACUAACAUGCCUUACCACACUUCCAGUAUUGGGAUGAGCGCUCAAGAAAGCACAGCACAUCAGAUGGUUUCCGAUCCCACGAUGGUUCACGUCCUGGUACGUUUCCUGUCUGGCAGCAAUACCAAUGGAACCAAUCAGCAUAGCUCUCAAGUCGGACCUACCGCCACUCAAGCAAUGCACGAGUUUUUGAGUCGCUUGCAGGUGCAUCUUUCCUCCACCUGUCCACAAAUGUUUAGCGAGUUCCUACUGAAACUCCUUCACAUUCUGUCCACUGAAAGGGGGCCGUUCCAGUCAGGUCAAGGACCACUUGAUGCUCAGGUGAAGCUGUUGGAGUUAACUUUACAGCAAAACUUUGAAGUGGUUUCUGUGGUCACCAUCUCCUCUGUCAUCGAGUCUAUAACCUUCCUGGUCCACCACUACAUCACCUGCUCUGACAAAGUGGUUUCACGCAGUGGUUCUGAUAGCUCUGUUGGUGCUCGCGCUUGUUUCGGCGGGCUUUUUGCUAACAUCAUUCGACCAGGAGAUGCAAAGGCCGUCUGUGGGGAAACUACCCGCGACCAGCUAAUGUUUGACCUCCUUAAGCUGGUCAACGUGCUAGUGCAGCUACCUCUGUCAGGGGACAGAGAGUUUAGCGGUCGACUGCCGACUGCCGGUGGCGGGGCGGCUGAUAGCAGCGUGUCUGAUGAAGAAAAGGUUUGCGGAAGCAAAGAGAGCGUGCCCGGAGGAUCAACGGCCAGUCAGGGUCCGUCUGCUGGUGUGGCUGAUCUAGUACUGGCCAAUCAGCAGAUAAUGAGUCAGAUCUUGUCUGCACUGGGCCAGUGCAACAGCAGUGCCAUGGCCAUGAUCAUCGGAGCUAGUGGUCUCCAUCUAACCAAACAUGAGAACUUUCACGGGGGUCUAGAUGCCAUUUCAGUCGGUGACGGUCUCUUCACAAUCCUCACCACCCUCAGCAAGAGAGCUACCUCUGUUCAGGUCAUGCUGCAACCCAUCCUCACAUACAUGGCCUGUGGAUACAUGGGUCGACAGGGCUCUCUCUCCACUUGUCAGCUUUCUGAGCCCCUUUUAUGGUUUAUUCUGCGAGUUUUGGAUACAAGCGAGGCUCUCAAAGCCUUUCAUGACAUGGGUGGCGUACAGUUAAUCUGUAACAAUAUGGUGACCAGCACCAGGGCUAUUGUGAACACGGCACGUAGCAUGGUGUCGACCAUUAUGAAGUUUCUAGAUUCAGGUCCUGGAAAGCCAUCGGAUGGCAGCCUGAAAUCCAGAGUGAUGACAUCAGAGCCAGAUAACGCAGAGGGACUUCACAACUUUGCUCCAUUAGGUACAAUUACAUCUAGUAGCCCAACAGCACAGCCAGCAGAAGUCCUACUACAAGCGACGCCACCUCACCGUCGGGCUCGAUCUGCGGCGUGGUCGUACAUCUUCCUUCCAGAAGAGGCUUGGUGUGACCUCACUAUUCAUCUCCCGGCUGCUGUGCUGCUAAAGGAGCUCCACAUUCAGCCACAUCUUGCUUCUUUAGCUACCUGCCCAUCAUCUGUCUCGGUGGAGAUCAGUGCCGAUGGAGUGAACAUGCUGCCGCUCUCCACGCCAGUUAUCACUAGUGGUCUCACCUACAUCAAGAUCCAGCUGGUGAAGGCCGAGGUCGCGUCAGCUGUAUGUCUAAGGUUGCACCGGCCUCGUGAUGCCAGCACCCUGGGUCUGUCUCAGAUCAAACUCUUGGGUCUGACUGCAUUUGGUAACACCUCCUCUGCAACGGUCAACAACCCAUUCUUGCCCUCUGAGGACCAGGUCUCUAAAACCAGUAUUGGUUGGCUACGCCUUCUUCACCAUUGCCUGACCCAUGUCAGUGACCUGGAGGCCAUGAUGGCCAGUGCAGCUGCACCUACAGCUAACCUUCUGCAGACCUGUGCUGCAUUGCUCAUGUCACCUUACUGUGGGAUGCACUCACCUAACAUUGAAGCAGUUUUGGUCAAGAUUGGCCUGCAGUCCACGCGCAUUGGUCUUAAACUCAUCGACAUACUGUUGCGAAACUGUGCCGCCUCUGGUACAGACCCGACCAAUUUGAAUAGUCCUCUGUUGUUUGGUCGGCUAAAUGGCCUCUCCUCCGAUUCAACUAUUGACAUUCUAUACCAGUUGGGUACCACACAGGACUCGGGAACCAAGGAAAGAAUACAGGCGCUCCUCCAAUGGGUACAUGACUCCUCAAGGGUUGCAGCUCUAAAAAUUCCCAUGGGCUACUCGAGCAGCAGUAGCGGCUCCUCUUCGUUGAGGGAGUACGGGCUCCUCAUGCCCUCGCCAUCCCACCUCCACUGUGUGGCAGCCAUCUUGUGGCACAGCUAUGAGCUGCCUGUUGAUUACGACCUCCCAGUACUCCUCGACCAAAAGCUUUUUGAACUCCUCUACAAUUGGUCCAUGUCUUUGCCAUGUGACAUCGUGCUAAAGAAAGCUGUCGACAGCCUCCUGUGCUCCAUGUGUCACAUCCAUCCAAGUUACUUCUCAUUGCUAAUGUCCUGGAUGGGUAUUAUAUCCAAGCCCAGCACCAGUCAUUCGCAAGCUCAGCAGCGUCGACUGGCCAUGACAGAUGAUGGCAAGAAGCAGCACAACGCUAACACCACCAAUGCGGGACUCACAGAUGACUCAAAGAAUGCAAGAGCUCCAGUUACUUUAUCAGAGUCGCAGCUAACCACUCUGGCCGCUGCCUCGCAGUCUCUAGGGGCAAUAGAGCAGCUGCUCGACUCGGGAUUGCCUUCGUUGCUCGUUCGCAGCCUCGCGCAGUUCUGCAUUGGUCUACUCGCGAGCGCCGACCUCCCCCUGCCCGCCGCUUUGGCUGACAGGCGACAUCACCAAUACCAGCCGUGCUCUACGUCGAUGCACGCUCGGCCGCCGCUUGCCGCGGAGCUAGCUGCUCCGGUGCUGCGCUUCCUCACAGAAGUUGGCAACAGCCACGCCAUGAAAGACUGGUUAGGUGGACCAGAGGUCAACCCUCUGUGGACCGCGCUGCUCUUUGUGCUCUGCCACUCCAGUGCAAGUGCCACUACGGGUUGUCAGGCUUCAUCAGGAGCUUCGUCUCCUUCCCAGCCACUCCCCUCGGGCUCACGGUUUUCCCUGGUAUCUUCGGGCCAACCGGGAGGUCUCACCACCCAGCAGAGAACAGCAGUGGAGAAUGCCACGGUGGCUUUCUUUCUGCAGUGCAUCUCCUGUCACCCGAACAACCAGCGGCUCAUGGCGCAGGUUCUUUGUGAGCUUUUCCAAUCGGCUCCCCAGCGUGGCAAUGUGCCCAUCUCUGGAAACAUCUCUGGCUUCAUACGAAGACUGUUCCUGCAACUCAUGUUGGAGGAUGAGAAAGUCACAGUCUUCCUAGAGUCUCCCUGUCCGUUAUACAAAGGACGCAUCAAUGCCACCAGUCACAUGAUCCAACAUCCCAUGUACGGAGCAGGCCACAAGUAUCGCACCCUCCACUUACCAAUCUCUACCACUCUGGCUGAAGUCCUGGACCGGGUGUCUGAUACACCCAGUAUUACAGCCAAGCUGAUCAGUGAGCAAAAGGAGGACAAAGAGAAGAAGAAUCACGAGGAGAAGGAAAAGAUGAAAUCUGAUGGCAGCUUCCAGGACAACUACAGUGUGGUUGUGGCCUCAGGUUUGAAGUCCCAGUCCAAGCGAGCCCUCUCAACUCCUCCCAGACCUCCAUCAAGACGAGGUCGAGUUAUGAGCGACAAGUUGACGACUUCGUCGGGUGUUGACUCCUCUGCCAAAACCAUCAGUGUGCCAGUCUUCCACCUUUACCACAAGUUGCUUCCAGGUCAACCCUUACCACCUGAGAUGACUCUUGCCCAGCUACUAACGCUACUGUAUGACCGCAAGAUGCCUCAGGGCUACCAGUCCAUCAACCUAACGGUUAGACUGGGCUCCAAGAUCAUUUCUGACCCUUGUCUAUCUAAGACGGACUCCUUCAAACGGUUGCGCACCGAGAAAGUGGAUCACCCCGAUAUGAUGAACAGCUGCUCCGAAGAUGAACCCAUGACACCCGGCGAUGAAUGUCUUGACGCCACAACUGAUGAGUCCUUACUGGAAACGCACCCCAUUCAGUCACCUUUGCAGGUCUUUGCUGGAAUGGGAGGCCUGGCGCUCAUUGCCGAGAGGCUACCUAUGCUCUAUCCAGAUGUCAUUCAACAGGUGAGUGCCCCAGUUGUGCCCUCCGCAACACAGGAGAAACCAAAAGACGCUGAUCAGUUUGAGUGGGUCACCAUUGAGCAGUCGGGAGAGCUGGUGUACGAGGCGCCCGAGUCCAUCGCUACCGAGCCGCCGCCCAUCAAUAAGCAGCAGUCCCAGUCGGCGUCUUCGUCUUCAUCCCCUGUGCAAACGUUGUCACCCAUCCCUGCACACUCUUUGGCAGCAUUUGGCCUGUUUUUACGCCUGCCGGGUUAUGCAGAAGUCUUGCUCAAGGAGAGAAAACACGCCCAAUGUCUGUUGCGCCUUGUGCUGGGCGUCACUGACGAUGGAGAAGGAAGUCAUAUCCUGCAAUCUCCAUCAGCAAAUGUCUUACCCACGUUGCCGUUUCAUGUCCUUCGAGCAUUGUUCAGAAGCACUCCUCUUACUACUGACGACGGUCUGCUGCUCCGUCGCAUGGCUCUGGAAAUCGGUGCCAUCCAUCUCAUCUUGGCCUGCUUAUCGGCGCUUAGCCACCAUGCCCCCCGAAAUCCCAACGCAAACAGCAAUGUCUCAGAGCCACAGAUGUCAAAUUGUCACGGUGGAGCGACCAGUGAGGAGCAGCAGCUGUACUGGGCCAAAGGAACUGGUUUUGGGACUGGAUCCACAGCGUCAGGGUGGGAUGUUGAGCAGGCUCUCACAAAGCAACGUCUUGAAGAAGAACAUGUUACCUGCCUUCUGCAAGUCUUGGCAAGCUACAUUAACGCAGCAGGAUCCAGCACCUUGAACACUUCUGAUAGAGCUUCAGCAGAGAGCAGAACCCAGAAUAGCUCUGCACUUCCAGUAGUGCUGCAGGAGCUGCUCAGUCAGUCCUGUCUCAUCCCUGCUAUGUCCUCCUACCUGCGUAACGAUUCUGUCCUGGAUAUGGCACGCCACGUACCCCUGUAUCGGGCGUUACUGGAGCUGCUCAGGGCCAUCUCAACCUGCACAUCUCUCGUACCCCUGCUGCUGCCUCUGUCUGGUGACCGAGGUCAGGAUGAAGAGGAGGAUGAAGAACACUCGGAGGGACAGACGUCUGUUGGGAUGCUGCUAGCUAAGAUGAAGACAUGCGUGGACACGUACACAAAUCGACUCAGGUCAAAAAAAGAUAAGAGCAAAGGUGUUGUGAAGACGGAUAGCUCAGAUCCAGAGCCUGAAGGCUUAACCCUUCUUGUGCCGGAUAUCCAAAGAACAGCUGAAAUAGUAUAUGCCGCGACGACGAGCCUUCGACAAGCCAACCAAGAAAGGAAACUUGUUGAGUCUUCAAGAAAGGUAUCGAGCAGACCCAAGCCUCUUUCUAUCCUUCGCUCCCUUGAAGAAAAAUAUGUUGCUGCGAUGAAGAAGCUCCAAUUUGACACUUUUGAAAUGGUAUCGGAAGAUGAGGAUGGGAAGCUGAUGUUUAAGGUCAACUACCAUUACAUGUCUCAGGUGAAGAAUGCCAGCGAUACAAACAGUGCAGCCAGAUCCCGCCGUCUCGCCCAGGAGGCUGUCACCCUUUCCACGUCCCUGCCUCUCUCAUCGUCAUCAAGUGUCUUUGUCCGUUGUGACGAGGAGAGACUGGACAUUAUGAAGGUUCUCAUCACAGGCCCAGCAGACACCCCGUAUGCCAACGGGUGCUUUGAAUUUGAUGUGUAUUUCCCCCAAGACUAUCCCAAUUCACCUCCUUUGGUGAACCUGGAGACAACCGGUGGACACAGUGUACGCUUUAACCCCAACCUUUACAAUGACGGCAAGGUAUGUUUAAGUAUCCUCAACACAUGGCAUGGAAGACCAGAGGAGAAGUGGAACCCACAGACCUCAAGCUUUUUACAGGUGCUAGUGUCAGUGCAGUCCCUCAUCCUGGUGUCCGAGCCCUACUUCAACGAGCCGGGAUACGAGCGCUCCCGAGGGACUCCCAGCGGCACCCAGAGCUCACGGGAAUACGACGGCAACAUACGUCAGGCCACCGUCAAAUGGGCCAUGCUGGAACAGAUGCGGAACCCCUCACCAUGUUUCAAAGAGGUGAUCCACAAACAUUUUUACCUGAAGCGAACAGAGAUCAUGUCUCAGUGUGAAGAUUGGAUCGCUGACAUUCAGCAGUACAGCAGCGACAAGAGGGUCGGGCGCACCAUGUCCCAUCAUGCCGCAGCGUUAAAGAGACACACGGCUCAACUCAGAGAGGAACUACUAAAGCUCCACUGCCCCGACGGCCUGGAAGCAGACGGCGAUGAGUUUUCUGAGAAGAGCGCCGCCCUCAUCCUUCGAGAGCUUCCCGCUCAAGAUUCAGAGAAACCCGGCGGCAGUCGGGACGAGCCCGGCGGCGAUGGCCAGCUAUGA